Messenger RNA from Exophiala xenobiotica, 3205 nucleotides. Its product is annotated as molybdenum cofactor biosynthesis protein A. Bases 194 to 3058 code for a protein of 954 amino acids. The record is from RefSeq and is a predicted model, not a curated record. NCBI's taxonomy places the organism in Eukaryota, Fungi, Ascomycota, Eurotiomycetes, Chaetothyriales, Herpotrichiellaceae. Gene Ontology annotation, biological process: Mo-molybdopterin cofactor biosynthetic process. The transcript is spliced from 2 exons. Gene Ontology annotation, molecular function: GTP 3',8'-cyclase activity; cyclic pyranopterin monophosphate synthase activity; metal ion binding.
GUGACUAAUCCUACAUUUGUUGCAACUCUUCGGCCCAGCGAUCCGUGUGGACAAUUUGCUUGUCUUCUCCGCGCGUGCCUCAUCUUUUAUCCCAGGCCCCGGGCCGAUUCUGUACUCAUAAUGACGAUAUAGUCCUUCCUUUAGCUCUUUCCCCAAUGUCAGGAGUCAUCAGAGAUUGUUCCUCUCGUUCACCAUGGCCGAGGCCGCAUUCAAGCAAAUGAUGGCAACAGCUUUGCGGCAGACGAGGCCACAAUCCUUUCGCCACACCAAACCGCUUCGAUAUCCCCAACGUUCCUUGUCCACCGCAGCGGCCGCCCAACCUCAAUCAGCUGAAUCCGAGACUCCCCAAUGGCAAGCGCAUACUGUGCAGCCGGUCUUGCAAUCUCGACCUGAGCGGCGCCGAUUAGACAAACUGCGAGAGGAACACGAACCACGUCCCUUCUCUUCCUUCUUGACGGACAACUAUUCCCGGGAGCACAAUUACCUGCGUAUUUCUGUCACCGAACGAUGCAAUUUACGUUGCCUAUAUUGUAUGCCCGAAGAGGGCGUGCAACUGUCGCCAUCGGCGCAGUUGUUGACAACACCAGAAAUUGUCUAUCUUGCUGAGUUGUUCGUCAAUCAGGGCGUCGACAAAAUUCGGUUGACAGGCGGCGAACCUACUGUACGAAAAGACAUUGUGGGUUUGAUGCAGCAGAUCGGUAACCUGAGGAGAAACGGCCUUAAAGAGUUGUGUAUCACCACAAAUGGAAUAUCUCUUCAUCGCAAGCUUGAUUCCAUGGUCGAGUCCGGCUUGACUGGUGUUAAUUUGAGCUUGGAUACCCUCGAUCCUUACCAGUUUACCAUAAUGACCCGCAGGAAUGGACACGAUGCUGUUAUGAAAUCAAUCAACCGCAUUCUGGAGAUGAAUAAGUUGGGCGCCAAAAUCAAGCUGAAAAUCAAUUGCGUGGUCAUGCGUGGAUUGAAUGAAAGUGAAAUUCUGCCAUUUGUCGAACUUGGUCGAGAACAAGAUAUUGAAGUGCGAUUUAUUGAGUACAUGCCCUUUGACGGGAACAAGUGGUCAGAGAAGAAAAUGAUCAGCUUUGACGAAAUGCUUGCGCUUAUCCGACAAAAAUAUCCCGACGUACAAAAAGUCGAGGGCCACAAGAACGAUACCAGCAAGACCUACAAAGUCCCUGGCUUUGCCGGCCGCAUCGGGUUCAUCACUAGCAUGACUCACAAUUUUUGUGGUACCUGCAACAGACUUCGAAUCACAGGCGAUGGCAAUCUGAAGGUCUGCCUAUUUGGAAAUGCCGAAGUUUCUCUGCGCGACAUUCUUAGAGAAUCCAACAACGGAAAGCCUAUUGACGCCGAAGCCAUGGAAGCCAUCCGACAUCUCGAGAUGAGCCGACGGCAAGGCGUACCAGAUAGCACUGGUGAGUUAGGAGUCUCCGAAAAGGAAGCUAAACUACUCGACGUUAUCGGCAUGGCCGUCAAGCGAAAGAAGGAGAAGCAUGCCGGCAUGGGCGAGCUGGAAAACAUGAAAAACAGACCAAUGAUCCUCAUCGAUGACUCGCCUCCCAGAUCUUCCACACCAACCUUGCCACGGCUACAGUCAAUCUCCCGACCCAUGGUUCCUGUCGGAGGGAACCAGCUUUCCUUCAUUCCUCUGCACAUACUACCAACUUCAGCGCCACACACAUCCUGGUCACAACGGCGACACAUAUCCUUCUGCUCGGCGCCCGAUCCAGCUGUCACCCGUCGAGCUUAUAGUCAAUCGGCAGCGUCACAAGCUCGAUUAAGGCUCAACACAUACCGAUAUGUGCACACGCGGGAGGGUUUUCGAUACAUCCCAUCGGAAACGUCAGAGAACAUUCCUGGAUUUGCAACUAGCACUUGGGCCGACAGCAGAAAGCGCCUUGAGCAGCAGAGACGGCCUGCCAGGGAUAGAACCAUUGCUCUCGCCAGGUACUCCCAAUUUCUCACACGGCAAAUCACGCGAUGGCGGGUGGACCGCACAAGAAGGCCAGCUUCUGAAGGAAGUGUACGGCAGAGCUCCUCCUCGUCUUCUGACUCCUCCGAACCACCUCCAGCGCUCAACCACCUCAACUCUAGUGGUGAAGCGCACAUGGUUUCGAUUGCCGGUAAAGUGCCGACAACACGAUCUGCCACAGCAACGGCUGUGCUACUCUUUUCUAACAGUCAGACCUAUAAUGCAUUACUUGCAGCACGCCUCCGCAAGGGUGACGCUCUUUCUGUGGCUCGUAUAGCCGGGAUUCAGGCCGCCAAAAAGACGGCCGAUCUGAUCCCGCUUGCACACCCAGGCCUGAGCAUUACGGGAGUGUCUGUAAGGCUGGAGCCUUUUAUAAAUGGGAACUUACCCGUACCCUUCAACAAGUCAUCACUCGGUCUGAAUCAGAAAGCCAAGAUGUUUGGUGGCGUCGUCAUCACGGCCACCGUGCAGUGUGAGGGCAAAACGGGCGUGGAGAUGGAAGCCAUAACCAGCGCGUCCGUGGCCGGCCUUACCAUGUACGACAUGCUCAAAGGGGUCGACAAAGCCAUGGUACUGACGGCCACUCGUGUGGUCGCCAAGAGUGGCGGCAAGUCGGGAGACUGGGUGUGGGACGACAAGACCAAUGCCAUUGUGAAAGACCAGGACAAGGAGAAGUUGGAGGCUUUGGAACAACAGGAAAAGGACAUCAAAUUCAGAAAAGUCAAGGUCCGGAUGCGAGGGGCACAGACUGAGGUUGCUGAGGACGGCGAGGGACGGCUUCCUUCGGGACAGGAGGAUUCCGCCUCAGACUCGAAUUCGGUUAACGGCGAUUCCAGUGGGGAGCGCAAAGAGAUCGUGCCCGAGGGAAACCAGAACGCGGCUGGCGAGGCUCUAACGCCCCCAAGAAACAGUCCGCCAUCUCAGCAAGUCGCCAGAAGUGGUAGGGUUAGUGGUGAUGACUUCCUGGAUACCAGGAGACAGCGCCUGGGCCAAGUGAUAGGAAACCGAUUUCCACCUGCGGAUCGAAUAGAGGAGCCCGACCAAGGGACAGAGACCGUUCCAGCAGAGAAGGGUCAGGCAGUGGAGUGAAGAUUAAUAUAACAAAUCUUUGGAUCGCAAUCGCCUUUCCUAAGAGGUUCAAGUUAAUAGGAGGCUUGUGAUAUAGUGUAGAUAGUAUGCCUUUUGCUGCCAUCGACCCGUGAAUCGGUCCCGGAAGAAAUGCGCCGGAGUAAAGCC